AAGAGGGAAUAGUGAGAAGAGAGAAAGAGGCAUGGCGACAUUUCCAAUCAUCGAUAUGGAGAAGCUUAAUGGUCAAGACAGGGCUGUAACAAUGGAAAGGAUCAAGGAUGCUUGCGAGAACUGGGGCUUUUUUGAGUUGGUGAAUCAUGGGAUAUCUAUUGAGCUAAUGGACACUGUGGAGAGGCUGACUAAAGAACACUACAAGAAGUGCAUGGAACAAAGGUUCAAAGAAAUGGUGGCAAGUAAAGGGUUAGAAGCUGUUCAGAACGAAAUUGAUGAUUUGGACUGGGAAAGCACUUUUUUCCUCAGCCAUCUUCCUCAUUCCAACAUGUUGGACAUUCCUGAUCUUGUGGAAGACUACAGGAAGGCAAUGAGGGACUUUGCAGCAGGAAUAGAGAAACUAGCCGAGGAACUUUUGGACUUGUUAUGCGAGAAUCUCGGGUUAGAGAAAGGCUACCUGAAGAAAGCAUUUUAUGGAUCCAAGGGUCCUACUUUUGGAACAAAGGUGAGCAACUAUCCUCCAUGUCCUAAGCCAGACCUUAUUAAAGGCCUUCGUGCCCACACCGACGCUGGAGGUAUCAUCCUUCUCUUCCAGGAUGACCAAGUCAGCGGCCUCCAGCUCCUCAAGGAUGGAGAAUGGAUUGAUGUUCCACCUAUGCGCCACUCCAUUGUUAUCAACAUCGGGGACCAGCUUGAGGUGAUCACAAAUGGGAAAUACAAGAGUGUGAUGCAUAGAGUGAUUGCUCAGACCGAUGGGAACAGAAUGUCAUUAGCGUCAUUCUAUAAUCCAGGUGGUGAUGCAGUAAUCUAUCCAGCACCAGAAUUGCUAGAGAAAGAAGAAAAAGCAAAAGCAUACCCUAAAUUUGUAUUUCAGGAUUAUAUGAAGCUGUACGCUGGUCUAAAGUUUCAAGAGAAGGAGCCUAGGUUUGAAGCCAUGAAAGCCAUGGAAAUUGCAACUUGAGAAUGUUACCCAAGUUCCCAACAGUGUGUGUGUGGCUGCCUCUAUCAGCCAUAAUGUCAAAAGAAUGUUAUUUACGUGUGUUUUAAGGUAUUCAGUGGAAGGUUUGUCUAAUAAGAAGGAAAAUCUAUAGUGUCCAGUGCUGUGUGACUUUUUUUAUGUUUUAAUCAGUGUUACGAUUUGUCUAAGUGAUGUGGACAUUGAUUCA
Daucus carota subsp. sativus is the source of this 1166-nucleotide messenger RNA. Its product is annotated as 1-aminocyclopropane-1-carboxylate oxidase. The coding region runs from base 32 to 961 and encodes 309 amino acids. The transcript is spliced from 4 exons. NCBI's taxonomy places the organism in Eukaryota, Viridiplantae, Streptophyta, Magnoliopsida, Apiales, Apiaceae. The record is from RefSeq and is a predicted model, not a curated record.